This is a messenger RNA of Mytilinidion resinicola, 1713 nucleotides long. RefSeq names its product fumarate reductase/succinate dehydrogenase flavo protein-like protein. The record is from RefSeq and is a predicted model, not a curated record. Lineage: Eukaryota; Fungi; Ascomycota; Dothideomycetes; Mytilinidiales; Mytilinidiaceae. Bases 1 to 1713 code for a protein of 570 amino acids. The transcript has a single exon.
AUGGCCACCCAAUACAGCGAUACCUAUGAUGUUGUCGUCGCCGGAUCUGGAGUCGGUGGUCUCUCGGCCGCCAUCACCGCCGCUGAGCGAGGUGCACGUGUUCUCGUGCUAGAGAAGCUUGAUAAACUGGGCGGCGUCACGGCUUUGUCGUCUGGAGUACUAUGGCCAGGACCCAAUCCGCUUUCAGAGAGCUUGGGUUUUGAAGACACAGUUGAAGAAGCCCAAGCAUAUAUGAACACGAUUUCGCGCGGCUUGGCCAAGGAAAACUUGAAGCUGGGCUAUCUCGCUACAAGUCGUGAAGCCAUUCAUUACUUUACCGAAAAGAUCGGGGUCGAAUUACAGGUCAUUCGAGGCGUGCCAGACUACUACUACCCGUCCGUCCAAGGUUCCAAGGUCGAGGGGCGCUUUCUGGAAAGCAAGCCUUUUCCUGGCAAGCGCUUGGGAAAGUGGGCGGACAAGGUACUCACCUCACCAUACGGUCCCUCCUUCAGCUAUGUCACUGGCACCGAAUGGGCUGCGUCGCAGACCGGCCAGGGAAACAUCGUCGAGUGCCUUCAACGGCACGUCCAGGAAGAUGAACGCUGUGGAGGCGCUGGAUUGUCGGCCGCCCUCGUCUACGCCGCGCUCCAGCGCAACGUCGAGUUUCGGACUUCAACCGCGCUCGCGGAUUUGAUCGUGGAAGGCGGAAGAGUUGCAGGGGUGCUUGUUGAACCAGUCACGUCGUCGUCAGGAGGGACUGCGACUACGAAUGGGACUGCGAAUGGAAAUGGGAAUCAUGAAAAAGCAGUUCGGUUGCAAGCACGGCAAGGGGUGAUUAUGGCCAUGGGGGGGUACGAUUGGCGGAAAGAUCUGAUGCAGGCAUUUGACGGACUGAAGGACUCUUCAACCAUGGUGCCACCCACAAUCACCGGCGACCACAUCGUCAUGGCAUCCAAGGUCGGUGCUAUUCCGAUCCCAGCACGUCUUCCAGGCCAAUCUCCUAUCUUUGUCGGGUAUCGCGUUCCAGGAGAGGUCAUCUUCGGGCAUCCGUCCUCACGUCUACUGCUGGCAGGCGCACCUCACAGUAUCAUCGUGAAUCGGCAGGGCCGCAGAUUUGCAAAUGAUGGCUUCUAUCCCCAUGUGGUCGAACAGGUGACCCGAUAUGGCAGCCAGAUGACACACAUGCCCCAUUGGCCCGCCUGGCUGGUUUUUGACCAAAGCAUGCUCGACAAGUAUGGUCUGGCGCCGACCUAUCCUGGGCAGCCACUUCCCGAAGGCCUUGCCAUCCAGGCCGACAGCAUCAAAGAGCUUGCUGAGCGCACUGGCAUUGACCCGGCCGGUCUGAGCGAGACUGUGGAACGAUACAACGGCUUCUGUGAGACGGCCACUGACCCUGAUUUUGGCCGCGGCACGUUUCCCUGGUCUGCACUCAUGGUGGGCGACUACCGAUUGAAGAACCCCAACAUGGCAGAGCUUACUCGAGCCCCAUUCUACGCAAUUCAGUUGGUUCACGUGUCGCUCGGGGCGGGCACUGCAGGUCUGCAGACCGAUGAACAUGGCCGGGUCCUGACCGUGCUGGGAACACCUAUCCCUGGCCUCUUUGCAGCUGGAAACUCCACGGCCUGGCAGGACUGGGGUGGAGGUUAUUCGAGUGGCGUGGCUGGCAUGCGUGGGAUGAUGUAUGGGUAUCGUGCGGCAUUGCACAUGACUGCAGAUGGCUCACCCAAGCUGUAG